GUGUUGAUACUUCUUUGGCUCGCCUCUUUUGGCAAACUCCAAGUCAGUCUAGACUUUAUAAGCAGUUUCAUGAUACACAUAAUAGUAAAUGUGAAGAACUCUUCAAAAGUAGAUGGCAACAGUUAGUACAUGAUUUUUUUGAAUAUGAAAAGUACUUGCGCCGUUUAUACAGAUCACGACAUGUAUGGGCUUUAGUUUAUAUAUAUUCAACCUUUUGUGCGGGUAUGAACAGUACACAACGUGUUAAGAGCAUUAAUGGUGUAUUAAAAGCUGAAAUUGGUGCACGAACAACGCUUAUAAAAUUAGUAGAAAGCAUCGAAAAGCAGAUUGAAAAUGAAGCAAAAUGCCAACGUGAAUCUGAAUAUCGAAAUCAGCUCCUAUCUAAUGAUUAUUCAAAAUAUACAUCUGGAUUUAUCGAAGAUGAUUAUCAAGAGAGUCGCGUUUUACUUUCAUCAAUGCUAAAAUUA
This is a messenger RNA of Racocetra persica, 467 nucleotides long. Lineage: Eukaryota; Fungi; Glomeromycota; Glomeromycetes; Diversisporales; Gigasporaceae. The record is from the annotation of a GenBank genome assembly.